UAGCCGUCAUUAUUUAAUACAAUACGACGUGACCGUGAUGAAACAGAAAAUGUGGCAUUAAUGCGCAUAAAGUAAUGCAAUCUAGUUAUCGUUCAUGUUUGUUUGUUCAUUGACAUUUGGUCAACAACAAAAGCCCUGUCCCUCAGUUGCCUAGAGGGCACGAUGUUAUCAAUGUCUGCCAUAUUGGCUUUCCCACUGAUCUGAGCUGUGAGCGGACUAUUGUGCCUGUGUGCGGGUUUGGCGGAUAUCCACUGCCAUCUUUCACCCUGAAGAAGGCGUGUCACCUCUCCAGUCCCCCACGGUUAGUGGCGCUUUGUCCCCGCUGCAAGCCAAGCAGAGGCUUCUGAGCCGACUAAGGGCAUGGCGGCGGCUCCGGUAACGCAGCGGACCGGCGGAACCCGAGCGCAACUACCGCCCUGCUAUUACGAGGGCUAUCUUGAAAAACGGGGAGCCAAAGAGAAGGUGUCCCGUCGACUGUGGACUUGCUUGUGUGGCAACACUUUAUUUUUCUUCAACAAUGCGAAGGAUUCUCAUUACGUGGAGAAGCUGGAUCUGAGCGCGUUUGUGUCCCUGAUCGACGACGGCAGUCGCGACAGGAAUCUGGAGGCGGCAAGAAUGAACCUGCGGAUGAAGGAUGGCGAGAUCAAACUCACCGCUCCUAACCUGGAGGCGCGUGAGCUGUGGAAAGGUUUCAUCUACUCUGUAGUUGAUCUCUCGGUGCCCACCACGCUGACCUUACUGCCGGGGCAGGUGCACGUGCUGAAGGAGGCGGUGGAGAAGGAACGACAGCGGCGGAGGGCGGCACGCUCGCUGGCCAGGGCCCCUGCCUCUCCGCUCUCUGUCCCCCUGGUGGGGGAGAUCCCUGCCUGUUUCAGGCCCGUGUCUCGCACGGAGGCGGAGGUCCUGCUGGAGAGACACCCUGACUGUGGGAACAUGCUGCUGAGACCAGGACGAGACGGCAGCUCUCUCGCUGUUACUACACGCCAGGACCUGAACGGCUCAGUCUUCAGGCACUACCGAGUGACGCAGAAGCUACAGGGAGGCUACAUCAUUGACGUGGAAAACCCGAUCCCCUGUCCCACUCUCUACGAUGUCAUCAACGCUCUAGUGGAGAAAACGGCGGGCACGCUACAGCCUUUUCUACUGGAGGAGCCUUACGAGGAGAAUAUCACUUACAUUUCCUCCAAUGACGAGAAUGGAGAGCGAACACUGCACUGUGCGCCCACGCCCCUUUUCUCCCGAGCACCCACACUGCCCCCUAAAGGGUCGGAGAGAUGGACGUUGAGGUCACAGUCUAAAUCUCCAAGUCCCUCGCACAGGUCAUUAAGCCCUCCAGGAUCCCCGUCAAGCCCAAUGAGACGACUCGUACUGUCUCCCUCGCCAUUGUCACAGAAAGCCUUCACCGAAGAGCUGAAGCAGAAGCUGGAGAAGAGACGCACCAAUCAGGACUGAUUUCCCCUUUCUCCUCAGCCAAUCAGCAGCACGGCCCUGCCCCAUCACUGCCGGAUUCAGCCAGUGCCUUGUGACGCGGUCGCCCGACCCGUUGCCCCAGACAGUCGCCGCUCGAUAACGUUCUUCUACGGAAGUACCAUCUAAUUUCCGUGGUGCACCCUUACCAAGCUCAGCACAAGCAUCCAACGAAAUACCUCUCUUCAGGAUGUGAAACCGCCGUCGACAGGGCGAAGGUCAACUACGGGACCCUGAGAUGGACACGUAUUUGAGCCGACGAUCGGUGCCUCACCUGUCUCCAGCGAAGCUGUUUUUCACCCCAGGUUCCUUUCCUUGACUACCCACACCUCAAGCAGAAACCGCGAGCAAGCAGCAAGCACAGCAGACCGGCUGAACAUACAGACGGCUGUCGGACCACUGAUCUCACGGGGGGGCGCUGAUGAUGGACUGUACAUUAAUGUAUGUUCUGACACUAUGUCAACUGCUAUAAGUGUUCUGUGGGUUUCAUAGAGUUUGUGACGUCUCUCACGUGGUUCCAUGAGUGUUGUAAGGAAGUCGGGGUUCUAAAGGAAACCGUUACAUUUUCGAAUUUGUUUGAUGCCUUCUGCACACGGUCGCAGCAGGUAAAAGUCCAGAAUCUGAAAUGCUCUGCUAAUGUUGUAACGAAACAAUGGCAGUGAAGAAUGAUGGUCAGGUUUGCAGGCUGUAACGUUCAGAAAAGUGUAUAUAAUGUUUCUGUAGUGAGAUGUUUCUGAUUGACUGAUAAACUGUGGUUGUCGUUACUGGGUUGUGUAAUGGAAGUGCAUGGUGCUACUGUAGAUAUUUAAGUUCUUAUGAAUGUCACUGUUGACUUUUGUUGUAUUUAUUGGAAUUAAAGGGAAGACUUUUUAAAAUCA
Electrophorus electricus (electric eel) is the source of this 2345-nucleotide messenger RNA. RefSeq names its product signal transducing adaptor family member 2a (gene stap2a). The record is from RefSeq and is a predicted model, not a curated record. NCBI's taxonomy places the organism in Eukaryota, Metazoa, Chordata, Actinopteri, Gymnotiformes, Gymnotidae. Gene Ontology annotation, molecular function: signaling adaptor activity.